Messenger RNA from Aethina tumida (small hive beetle), 8311 nucleotides. RefSeq names its product calmodulin-binding transcription activator 2 (gene Camta). Gene Ontology annotation, biological process: regulation of transcription by RNA polymerase II. The record is from RefSeq and is a predicted model, not a curated record. NCBI's taxonomy places the organism in Eukaryota, Metazoa, Arthropoda, Insecta, Coleoptera, Nitidulidae. Gene Ontology annotation, molecular function: protein binding; double-stranded DNA binding; transcription coregulator activity. The transcript has 24 exons. The coding region runs from base 303 to 5123 and encodes 1606 amino acids. Gene Ontology annotation, cellular component: nucleus.
ACAGCGUUUGGUGUUUGUGUUUAAAAAUAUCGCGAAAAAUCGAGUUUUUAUGAUAACAUGCACAUCGAACCGUCAAAGACAGCUGUGUAAGUGUCGUGGCCGUCGAUUGGCGUUCGACUUCAGUCAAAACACCGCCUACUUCGCCCCCGGUGACCAAAACAAUACCCGUUCGGCCCCACGAAAAUUCUCUGUACACUUGCUUUGGAAAAGAUUGUAUCUACAACAUUUUCAUAUAAGAUUCGAACAAUGAUCCCGCGGAAGUAAACCAACUGAAAACAGAAACCGCCUGAAAACCUCCCCAAAUGCACAACACAAACGCGAAGAUCGUGAGGGCGAUUCCGACCACGAACCUCAAUGAAAGCCGGACCGCGACGAUCAGCGCUUCGGACCUCAAUCGCGGCAACUACAUAUUGUUGCGUGGGACGAAGAGCUCGGACAAUGGUCACAUCCUACUACGUACCGAUAACCUGACCAACUCGAAGAGCGGUCUCGUGCUGGAGGAUGGUGAGGCGAAGCUGGGACAGAUUUUCAUACAGCAGAACGACAUAACCAAGGGGGUGCUGGUGCAGAGCGUCAAACGAUUGGGGGCGGGCACGCCGAUCUUGCUGUUGAGCGGGCACGACAACAGCAACGGGCACAUACUAAUACAGGCCGCUCCGGCUGACGAGAUACAAACGGUCGGCGAGAUCGAGGAGUCCAACGACAUUUUGGUGCAGGCUUUGGAGGGACUCAACGAAGGGGAGGCCAGCAGCAGCAGGAGUCUGUCUACGCCGAUCGGAUCAGAUGGAGAGCCCAUUAAGUUGCCGGAAAAUCUGGAAAGUUUGCCCAGGGCGGAUCAUUUUCCCACGCAAAGACACCGCUGGAACACCAACGAGGAAAUCGCUGCAAUUCUCAUCAGCUUCGACCGCCAUGCGGAGUGGCAGAGCAAAGAAGUCAAAAUUAGACCCAAAAGCGGCUCCAUGCUGCUCUACAGCAGGAAAAAAGUCCGAUAUCGUCGGGACGGAUAUUGUUGGAAGAAAAGGAAGGACGGCAAAACUACCAGAGAGGAUCACAUGAAAUUAAAAGUACAAGGGACCGAGUGCAUCUACGGUUGCUACGUCCAUUCCGCAAUACUACCAACAUUUCAUCGGAGAUGCUACUGGCUCCUACAGGUAAAUCCAGACAUUGUCCUCGUACAUUAUUUGAACGUUCCUUAUCCGGACGACAACAAGUUGGCGGUCAUAACGCCGAACUUGGCCCUAUGGGCGGACAAAAAGGAAUGGACGAAGGACGAACUAGUCUCCCAACUCAAACCCAUGUUUUUCAGCGAGGACGAGCCCGAUCUACACAACGAAUUAGAAAUUUCGACUGCGGAGACGGUAGAGGCAAUAGUCAGCCAGCUGAUGGAAAAACAACGUCAGGCCAGACAAGCGGCCCUAGUCAAACAGCUGGAGUGCGGAUGUCCGGACUCCACAUGUGCCGAUGGCAAGAGCUGUUCGCAUCCAAUGCGUCGCAUCACCGCCGCCAAGGAAGUUGUAAGCUCCCCGUUACCAAGUUCCAGUUCAAACUCGAGACCCUCCAGCAGUCUAGAUAAUAACAACCAAGUCUCGUCCACCACCGGAUCCAGUCCUUUAUUGUUGACGAACAAUAAUUCCCCGCGAGUGUAUUCCAGAGAUGCCAGGAACCAUCCAGGACUCAAGGCUAACUCUGGUAAAACUCCGCCGUUGGUGUUAAGUUUGUCGCAGAUACAAGGCGGUGGUGGCUUGUUGAUUUUGAACAGCAACGCAGGAAAUAAUGCUAGUCAUCAGAAUAUCGUCAACCCCGUAUCGGUGGCGAAUUUCGUUUGCAACACCAACCGGACACAACAGAAGGAGGCCAGAACUAGUCAUUUGGUUUUGAAACAGGAAGUGAUGGACACGAACACGUCGUCCUGCGCCCAUCCCACUAAACAGGAACUGAAGAAUAACCAAAGAGAAACCAAAAUGGAAAUAAACGAAAAUUUAAGACAAUCAAUGUUCGAAACCAUUUCAUACGGACGCCAGCAACAACAACAACAACAACAACAACAACAACAGCAACAGCAGCAGCAACAACAAACUGAAGUUGUCAUGUCCAGUGCACCUUCCACUCCCUCCAAGCACAUGGACACCAGCCACGACGAAGUGGUCGAUGACUUCAAGCACCAGAACUUCUGCGACGAAACUGUAGUACUGUUGGGCACCGACUCCAGUGGAUCGAUUAUAAGUAAAAGUGACGGUUCUUCCAUUAUCAACGGAGGUUUCUUUAAUGAAACCCUUGACUUAUCCCACGAGGACAUACAGAGAACUCUGUCUGCCAAUAUGCCUUUGUGUUCAAACGAUUUAGAUAAUCACCAACGACACAAUUCGGAACCGCACUCUAGGACGUCGCAGAACAAGAACCAAUCAGAACCGCCCCCACUCCAUCCUGAGAUUAAUCCCAUGGAUUUUAUCGACUCCUGCGAUGUCGUGGUAUCACCGACUCACGUCGUAGAUGAUGAUGUAUUCGUUAAUUUGGAUGCUUUCGACAUGCUAGGCGAGUUCCCUGAUUUGGAAGCUCUAGACUCUGGUCAUACCGCGCUAUUAGAUGUAAAUCCGUCCGAAACCCACCGCACUGUAAAAGAGCAGGAACAUCAGACAAAUAACGGGCAGAACACCAUGGAAGCUUCGGCAAAAAUCACCGACUACUCGCCGGAGUGGGCCUAUCCAGAGGGAGGAGUUAAAGUUCUGGUGACUGGACCAUGGCAUUCAUCCGGGCCCUAUACAGUCCUCUUCGAUACAUUCCCGGUCCCCACAACACUGGUCCAAAGUGGGGUCUUACGUUGUCAUUGUCCAGCUCACGAAGCCGGAUUGGCAACGUUGCAAGUAGCAUGUGAUGGUUAUGUGAUAUCCAACUCUGUGAUAUUUGAGUACAAGUUGCCACCUAGAGAAGAACAAGUGGCUGCUCCGGAGCCCAAGGUAGAGAGAUCCAACGACAACCUGUUAAAAUUCACCCUGCUUCAGAGGCUCGAAGCCAUGGACGACAGGCUUCAAAUCAAACAAGAACCCAACGACGGCGAUGGCGUUGAGGACACGGCUUUGUUUACUCAGCCAAACUUCGAGGACCGUCUGGUGACCUUUUGCCAGAAUAUGACAUCUCGCAUCUGGAGACACGGCGAAGAACUGAGUGUCUCUUGGUUCGCCAGCCAUAGGGGCAUGACUCUGCUCCAUUUGGCUGCCUCGUUGGGCUACUCCAGGCUGGUAUGUGCCAUGUUACACUGGCGUGCAGAGAACUCUUCUCUUCUCCUUGAAACAGAAGUCGAUGCUUUGAGCCAGGAUGAAGACGGAUUUACUCCUCUGAUGUGGGCUUGCGCGAGGGGUCAUACGGACACCGCCGUGAUGUUGUACAAGUGGAACCACACGGCCUUAAACAUGAAAAACACCGCCAACCAAUCACCUCUCGAGGUUGCGAAAAGCAACAAUCACGGCGACUUGGUCAAAGAGUUGGAGAAGUUGGAGUUAAGAAGGGAUAAGGCUAACAUGUUGUUACAUUCGAACAAUUCCUCCACAGAUGCUACAAAUUCGCCCACAGUUAUUUCUCCCGCUAGUUCAAUUGCUUCUUUGACUUCCGUGGCGUCCACCAGCAAGUCACAUGACGGAGUAUUCCUCAGACCAGGAGCAGUUACCAGUUGGUGUUACAGGAGCGAGUACAAUAAGUAUAAGAUUUUGAAUCUGGACUUGGACUCGGACUCUGGAUUGCUGGGAAAUGGUAAAAUGAUGACAUCUACACCCAGUCCGUUGCUGUCUGAUUCAUCAGCCAGCACCAGAGGACACAAUGGUCAAAAACUGAUCAAAAGACCGUCCAUCGACAGCGGCAUCCACAUGAGUUGCGGCCCCGCAUCCGAAACAACCCGGCCGAAAAGCUCAAAAAUGAGGGAGACACCCAAACUGUCCAAACCUUUUAGGUUCGAUAGGAGCAUGUCUUUGCCUCUUCACUCACCUCUUUCAAUGAAGGAAUCUAUAGAUGAGGGCUUUGAGGGCUCUGGAAGGAAAAUGGAUUUCGCUUUAUGCGAGAUAGGAAGCGGUCAGCGCAGCACUAGUCCCCUGAUCGACGUCGAGGCUGUAUCCGACGACGAAAGUGAUAUCCACAGCGGCGCCGUAGGGGAACAAGACGCCAGGGUAUUAACCUUAGCUGAGCAGAUUAUUGCUGCAAUGCCCGACAGAAUCAAGAACGAAAGCGAGGAAAUGUUACUGGAUAACAGUCCUGGUCCACCUGACACUAGCGAUACCCUUUCAGAUGUUUUUAUGGAGCCCCUAUUGGACCAGUCUUCUUCCAGUUUUGAGUCCACCGAGUUUAAUUUUGAGUUCUCAGAUCACAAUUAUAGAUAUUGUGAUGUGGGUACUCCUGGUUCAAGCCUGAGUCCAGCUUCUUCUAGUUGUCUGCAAUCGCCAUGUUCGUUCACACUGGACUCUCCAUCUCCACCUCCAACCACCGCGGACUUUUGUGAGUUCUUGCAAGCGUCCGGAACGGUUUUCGAGAAAGACUUUUCCAACUUAACUCUUUCAGAUCGUGAACAGAGGGAACUGUACGAAGCGGCCAAGAUCAUCCAAAAGGCUUACCGUUCGUACAAGGGCCGCCAACAGCAGGAGCAGGACAAGGAGCGGGCAGCCGCAGUAGUCAUCCAGAACUACUACCGUCGCUACAAGCAGUACGCGUACUACAAGCAGAUGACGCACGCCGCCAUGGUGAUCCAGAACGGGUACAGGUCGUACUGCGAGCACAAGCGGUUCAAGAAGAGCCAGGAGGCUGCAGUUUGCAUCCAGAACUACUACCGUAACUACAAGGAGCAGGGGGGAAGGGGGAGUAGAGAAGGCACGCCCGCCUCCGGGCUCAAACGUACUUAUUCCCAAAGAAGGCAACAUCAAGCUGCUAGAAAAAUCCAGCAAUUUAUGAGGCAGUCCAAAAAUAAAUUGCAGAGAGAACGAGCAGAAAGAGAGAAGCUGGGGGUCCAGUCAGUGGAUGUCCAUCAAAAGUUACAAUAUCAAGGGGGCUCUUCCAGUUGCAUAGGCCAAAAUAGCAGAUAUUUCUUGUUUAGGUCCGGUAAUGCCGCAACCUCGGAAGAUUCGGCAGAUUGUAAUAAUAAGUAAAAAAAGCUUGAUUUUUUAAAAAAUUAUAUAAGCAGGUAUAAAAUGUUAAUUUUUGUAAUAUACUGCUACUUGUAGACUCUAUAUUGUAUCUCUCUGAUAUAUUCUUAUAUAUUUACAAUGUCUAUUUUGGCUGUUAAUUGGUAAUUUUCAUGCAUUUAUACGAAUGCUAAGGAACGACAACAAAAGUGAGAUGAAAUUAGACGUUGUACGAACUUUAUUAUUUAUUAUUAAUUACUCUUAUUGUGUGGUUUCUGAGCUGUGAUUGUAGUUCGGUUACACUUUUUCAAGUACUCCUGCAAAAAAAAAAUUCGAUCAGUUGAUCAGUUUUUAAAACCACCUUCCAAAGCUAAGAAUAAAUUUUACCAAAUUAUAUUAAAUAGCGCGCUGUCUUCAAAUUUGGUCCUCUGAAACAUCGGAUAAUAAUUAUUCACAUAUUAUGAAUUAACAAUCAAUUAAUUUUAUUUAAAGACAAUUGAAAAAGUGUUGACCAAUCGAUAGAAAAAUCUAGUUUUUUAGUAUAGUUAUUCGAUCUUUAAUAAUUUAUUUCAGUAGUUGAAACAUUUGAAAUAUUAUACAAAUUUUGUACCUACGACUAUUUUAACUAUUUUUCACUGCCAUUGUAGAAUUAGAAAUUAAUGUUUGCGGAUAUAAUUUAAAUAUAUAUCUUCUUAAACUAAAGCAAUACACAAGUGUAUAUUUUUUGUUAACGAACGUUUUUAUAAUUAUUACACACUUCUGAAACAACAAAUACUAAAAUUAGUGCAAUUCUCAAUAAUGUUCAACAGGAAAUAUUAGACAGGAUUGUAAAUAUACUUACAAAAUUAUAAAAGCGUUUGUACCCGAAUUUCUAGGGCUUGACUUUCUAUAAAUUUCGGUGAAGUUCGCUCAUACAUAUCAUUAUAGUGUAAUAAAUACGUAAAUUAGAAAGAAAUAUAUAGUCAUAAUAUUUACCUGCUGUACAAUGAAUGGAAAAAUGGAAUGUGUAAAUAAUUUCGUUUGUGUAUUGUGUAACGAGACGAAGAUAAUAUUGGUGCUCAAUAUGACGGUAUGCACAAUUAUUUAAUUUAUUUUUGAUUAUUUCUUUAUUUCUUACGCGGUCUGAAACACUAUGGAUACGAAAAAGAAUUAAUGGUGGCGUUAUUUUUAAUGUUCGAAGAUUCUCAAUUUGCAUGGUUCAACAAAGGGGACACAAGAUCCGUAGUGUUUUAUGCUGUAGCUAAAUGGUUAGUCAAUUAUUCGAGGGGAAACUUUAUUUUCUAAAAACAUGAACUAGAAAAUAUGUACCUGCAGGCAGGAUUUAUUUCUUACAAGAAUCCCUCCUUUGUAAAUAGCUGUUGUUUGUUUUUGAAAUUUUAUUCUUUAAAACUAAAAAAAAAUAAUAUAUUUCUUAAGACAUUACAAGUAUUAUGUAAAUUUUAAUGUUGAUAUUUAUACAUAAUAACAGAAGGCUUACAUUUUUAAUCUGCAUCUAUAGACAAUUAUCUAGUGUAGUCAGUGCAGUUAAUAUAACAAAUAAAAAACUAGUUAGGUGAAUUGUAGAAUAGCGUUUCAAAAUAUUUUUUAAUCAAAUAUAUUUGUCCAGUGUAGAAGGUUUAAAAUUUUGAAUGCGUAAUGACUGGUAAAAUUUCAAAUAUCUAUCGCUUCACUAAAAAGCAACAACAUUUACUAUAGAUAAUUCCAAUACUUUUAAAUUAAUUGCCACAGACAUAAUAAUAAAUAAUUCCAGAUAUGUAGUUUAAGUCACUUUUUUGUUCUUUUCCUAGUUAUGUAUUUUGAAAUAUUUCCUGAAUUAAUCAUUAUCAUUCAUUCAAACAUAUCAAAAUACUUCAUUUUUUUUAUUAAAAUUAAUGACGUCAUAUUUUCAACAGGUAACUUGUAAUGAUUUUAUCAUUUUACAGAAGCAUAAUGGUUGCAAAAUGAGUUUCAGGAAAUAUUUUCAUACAUAUAUUGAAAAACGGUAAAUGUUGGUAAUUACAAGAACAAGAAAACUAGGGUUUGGAUUUCUGUCUUCAAAAAAUACAUGAAACAAUCAAAACUCAACAAUCCUUAGUAGUUAAAAACACUUAACAGAAUGUAUGGGUUAUUAUAUAAGAAAGUCUGACUAUUUGUAAAUACUUUAAGGGAACGUAUGUAAGUAUAUCGAAAGGAAGAAGCUUUUUUGUAAAAGGAUUAUAAACAACAACACCAAAAAUAUCGAAAAUUGUAAAUUUGUAUUUUAAAGAAGAUUUAAAAAAUCAAUAUCUGUAGGAUAAAGUUUUAUUGAACAAUUAUAUAUUCAAAUUAAAUUUUAUAUCUAUGAGGUUACAUUACCUUGAAAUGUAUUAAAAAUAUACUGUAGUGAAAAAUUUAUUUUAGAAGGUAACGAUAAUUUCAUAAUUAUUCAAUAUAUAAGCUUUAAAAACAAACCUAUUAAAAAAUAAUACAGUUAAAAUAGUAGUAUUUAUAAGGUAGAUAAUUUUUGACUCUUUAUUCAUAGGUCAAGUGCAGGUUUCUUGCCAGAGGAAAUAUAUUAUGUAUAAAAGAGUUAAAAGUGGUCGAAAAAACCUGCACUUCUUAGAUAGUAGCUGCACAGUACCUACUACUAUAUCUUAUUCUAUUUACCUGUUUAUAUUCAUUAGGAAUUCAAAUUGUUAUAUACACUCUUCAAGUACACAUCUGUAUAUUUUAUAAAAUAUACAUUGACACUUUGUAAGAAAUUCUGUUUGGGUAUUGCAAUGAGUCCAGAAUUCAAGUGUGUAAUCCAAUUAAUAAAUUAUCAUAUUGAUAACAACGUUGGGGUGAUACACAGAUUUGUAGGGAAUAAGGUGAAUGUAUUGCUGUAAUUUCUUACAUUUUGUAUGCUGUAUCUUCACAAUGGUUACUGCACUCAACAGAAGUUGUUUAUCCCUCGUUUUUUGUCUCUUGUUGUCUCUUUGACUAUUGCCUAAUUAUGUACUUAACUAGUUUUAAGAUGGUUGGUUGUAUACUUUAAUGUUAUAUAUAUUGGCUCUUGUCAUUCCAUUUAAAAAUUGUUCAAAUUAAAUAUUUUGAUACUAUCUAUGUAUUUUAUAAUAUUGAAUUUGUUAUUUUUGAAUUCUAGAUUUGAUAGAAGAUUAGUUGUUAGUUUUCAUUAUUUAUUUAUUAGAGUGCAGGUGUAAACUAUUGUUACAUAUUAUUGUGACUAAUAAACACUACUUUCUGAAUUAUAA